This is a messenger RNA of Equus quagga, 3505 nucleotides long. It is a transcript of the gene PDK4, whose product is annotated as pyruvate dehydrogenase kinase 4. The transcript is spliced from 11 exons. Gene Ontology annotation, cellular component: mitochondrion. Gene Ontology annotation, molecular function: pyruvate dehydrogenase (acetyl-transferring) kinase activity. Bases 196 to 1434 code for a protein of 412 amino acids. NCBI's taxonomy places the organism in Eukaryota, Metazoa, Chordata, Mammalia, Perissodactyla, Equidae. The record is from RefSeq and is a predicted model, not a curated record. Gene Ontology annotation, biological process: protein phosphorylation; regulation of glucose metabolic process.
GAGCCAUUCAGUGCCCCUGCGACUCACUGCUGGGCUCCUCCGCCCCGAAGGCCCCCCGAAGCUCAGCGCAGGGCAGGGUGCUCGAGCCCGCCAGCACAUCUGUGCGCUCCGCCUCUCGUCGAUCCCAGGUUCUGCUCCCCGCGGCUUUCUCCCCUCAAGUCAGACGCAGCCCCUGCCAGAGACGUGGGCAUCGAGAUGAAGGCGGCCCGCUUCGUGAUGCGUGGCGCCGGCUCGCUGAGCGGCGCCGGCCUCGUCCCCCGCGAGGUCGAGCAUUUCUCGCGCUACAGCCCGUCCCCGCUGUCCAUGAAGCAGCUGCUGGACUUCGGUUCCGAAAACGCAUGUGAAAGAACUUCUUUUGCAUUUUUGCGACAAGAAUUGCCUGUGAGGCUAGCCAAUAUCCUGAAGGAAAUUGAUAUUCUCCCUGAUCCAUUAGUGAAUACAUCUUCAGUGCAAUUAGUUAAAAGCUGGUAUAUCCAGAGCCUGAUGGAUUUGGUGGAAUUCCAUGAGAAAAGCCCAGAGGACCAGAAAGCAUUGUCAGAUUUUGUAGAUACUCUCAUCAAAGUUCGAAACAGACACCAUAAUGUAGUUCCUACAAUGGCGCAAGGAAUCAUAGAGUAUAAAGAUGGCUGUACAGUUGACCCAGUCACCAAUCAAAAUCUUCAGUAUUUCUUAGAUCGAUUUUACAUGAACCGUAUUUCUACUCGGAUGCUGAUGAACCAGCACAUUCUUAUAUUUAGUGACUCACAGACAGGAAACCCAACCCACAUUGGAAGCAUUGAUCCAAACUGUGACGUGUCAGCAGUGGUCCGAGAUGCCUUUGAGUGUUCAAAGAUGCUUUGUGAUCAGUAUUAUUUAACAUCUCCAGAAUUAAAGCUCACUCAAGUGAAUGGGAAAUUUCCAGGCCAACCAAUUCACAUUGUGUACGUCCCCUCUCACCUUCAUCAUAUGCUCUUUGAACUAUUCAAGAAUGCAAUGAGGGCAACAGUUGAACACCAGGAAAAUUGGCCUUCCCUGACACCAAUUGAGGUGAUUGUUGUCUUGGGAAACGAAGAUCUUACAAUUAAGAUUUCAGACAGAGGAGGUGGUGUUCCCCUGAGGAUCAUUGACCGCCUCUUUAGUUACACGUACUCCACGGCACCAACGCCUGUGAUGGAUAAUUCCCGGAAUGCUCCUUUGGCUGGUUUUGGUUAUGGCUUGCCAAUUUCUCGUCUCUAUGCCAAGUACUUUCAAGGAGAUCUGAAUCUCUACUCUUUGUCGGGAUAUGGAACAGACGCUAUCAUCUACUUAAAGGCUUUGUCUUCUGAGUCUGUGGAAAAACUCCCAGUCUUUAACAAAUCAGCCUUCAAACAUUAUCAGAUGAGUAGUGAGGCUGACGACUGGUGUGUCCCAAGCAAGGAACCAAGGAACCUGGCGAAGGAAAAAGUGGCCAUGUAAAGAGGGGCACACUGGACACUUUAAGGGAUCAAAGUGGGUCCAUGCCAGUGCUGCUUCCUGAAUGUUUGCGUGUGUACUUUUGUCUCCUCAAAAACAAACAGCAGCAAAAUCUCCUUGAUCAGUACAUUGAUGAGAAGAGGAACAGCUCGUUUCUAUGACCCAGGAGAGCAUAUUGCGGGAUUUACAGAUGGCUGCCUCUUUAUUCUUUAACUUAGAAUAACUCAAGUUUAUAUCAAAUCCUGAAGAAGAAAUAAGCCUGUUUUCCAUUUGUUUAUCAAAAAGAAUGAGAAAAGGAGUGAAAUGAAGAUGUACAGUAGCAGUUUCAAUAGACUGAUAUUUUAGGCCUCUGGUUGGUAUCAUAAGAUACUGAUAUUUAUUGAAUAUCAAGUGUCAGUAUAGCUGUAUUUUCCGACAGUCAAAGGAUGGGGACUUGGUUUGCACUAUAUGGUUAGAAAUGUACAUCCUGUAUAUAUCUGUGCACUUUAGGGAGGAAAAGCUGGUGAUUAAAGGAACAUUCCGUUUGAAUGAGGAGGGAGUCAAAACGUUUUAUUCGAAGGUGCAGCCAAGGCAUUGGGCCUAUGUAAAAACUCAGAAGAAAGCCUCUUCUGAUAAAUAAAGUGCCUUUAUUAUGCUGCUUUUCCUGUUCACACUUCACAUGAUACGUGAACACUGAUUGCCAGGUGCCUAGUCUUGGUGAAUUUUAAAAUAUGCACUGAAUUCAGAAAGUUGUGGUUGUAGGGAGAGAGGAAUUGCCAAAAUGAUAGAAAAAUAUCUCUCACCUUGUUUUGUCUAUAAAUUGGAAAAACCAAUGUUAGGAAAAGAAAUCACGCAUUUAAAACCUAACUCAGUAGAAAGGACCUUUCUCUACCUUGCAGUGGUGGUAAUCUAAAGGCAUCCAUUUUCUAGGCUUAAAAAGAUGUGUUUUUAUAUAUUUAAUUAUAUUUGCUACACUCCAGCAUUAACAUGUCUGUAAAGAAAAUUCCUAAUUAUCAAGUGGCUCAAGAACAUUAGAAUUUAAAUACUUCUUGGAGUAUUUUUGAAAAACAGCCUGGGAGCAAGAGGUUUCAUGCCAGGAUGCUUUCAUUUGUGAAUCAUUGAGAUUGAGAGCUGAUGAAUGAAAGCUGUAAUGUCUAUGCAACUUUUGGGAAGUUGAGGAAUAAUAUGCAGGUUGACAGGCCAGUCUAGCACAUUACUCUUAGAGAAGGAAUGGGAAAACAAAAGAAGGAAAGCGGAAGGAAUGAAAGAAGAAGGAAGUAGAGAGAGGGAGAGAAGCAGAAGGCAGGCAUCUUGCUAUAUUCCCCACAAAUUACUUCAAGAAAUGAUCCAUAUUUUCAUGGAUAAAUUAUUGGCAAGAGGAUGAAUUGGUGUCUUUCAAAACGGUAUGUCUUCUUUGAAUGACUCUCUCGCUCUUGCAAGAUAAUAGGCUUUUGUGAGAUAAUGAACUCAUCUAUUUCAAAUUAAUAAUUAGACGGGAGUACAGAAAAAAUUAGAAUUGUCUGCAUUGUAGGAUAAUCAGUCCUGUCUAUAUGUUGAAUUUAACGUUUGUGUUUAAUUUUAUCACGGCCUGGUGUUGUGAUGCUUCUGGUAGUGGCCAGAGAAGCCUCAAAUUGCUUGUUGUGGAUUUCAGAAGUCCUAGACAGUGACUUUUCUUGAAGGUGGGACUCUGGCUCAUCCAUUAAUUGAUUACACAAAACUAUUUGCAAUAGGUUAUUUGACUUUUCAGUUUUUACUCAAAUUUAAACUUUUUUGCGUGUAAAUACUUUUAUUUACCAAAGAUUUAAAGCAGUUGAUUAAUUAAUUAACCCAAACACUGUGAACUAUCUUUAAAACACUAGAGAAAAAGAAAAGUUGGUAUCUCAAUAACAUCAGCUGUGUAAAUGGAGUUCUGUAAAAUAGAAACCGUCUACAUUGGUAUUUGCAAAAUCUGUGAAGAGCUUUAGGAUUCUAGUGGACAGAUACUGAAUGUUCAGGCACAUUUAAAUUAUUAAUGUAUAAAUUGUGUUUUUAUCUCCAAGCUAUGUACAAAGAAAUGUGAUAAUUUUUAUAAUAAAUAUUUUUUAUUAUAAUGGUA